CUGAGCAGUGUUUCAAAUGCAGCGAUUCUCCGGUCUCAGAAUGAGCCUGUACUAACGCCUAACUUUAGUUUUAACAUGUUUUAAAAUAGUUAUGGAGCCCGGCCUACAUUGUCCUUAUUUAGUAACUCCCCGCUUCAGCUAUAUAACAUCAUAGUCUGGAGGUUUCCGUGCUAGUCAGCCUGGCUAAAGCUCGUUUCUACCGUUAGUCGCUUCUGUUGUUGUUGGCUGGCAACAGGUGUGGAGGUGUGGCGUCGUGUUUACUUCACCGUUUUCAUGCUUUAAGCUCAAAACAUGCAAACCACAGAUAUUGGCAGUAAAGAAGACGGAAAAUUGUGGCACCGCAAACCAGUGCCAUCAAAUAAUGGCAUCUUGGUGACUGUGAUUCGCAGCGCGUCCGCUUACCAAAGCAAGACAGUCCGUUUCCUCCAGGUAGCGUUUGACACUACUGGGGAGUCGUUCCUUGCUGGUGAUCACCAUGGGAAUAUUUAUGUAAUUGACAUUAGCAGAAACAGGUUCAAGCUGGUUCAGAAAACGGGGCAAGCAUGCACUGCCUUAGCUUUCAACCUGCGCAGAACAACCGAGUACCUGGUAGCCCUUUCCGAUUAUUCCAUCAAAUGCUUCGACCAAGACACCAAGCAGCUGGUGAGCUGGAUGAGGGGCCACGAGGGCGCUGUGUCCUCCCUGUCGGUCCACAGCUCCGGACGCUAUGCUAUCAGCACCUCCUCGGACACGGCUCAGCUGUGGGACCUGGACACCUUUCAGAGGAAGAGGAAACUGAACGUGCGCCAGUCAGUGGGCAUACAAAAGGUGUUCUUCCUGCCGCUGAGUAACGCCAUUCUAAGCUGCUUUACUGAUGACUCCAUCUUUGCAUGGGAGAGUGACACACUGUUCAGCAAAUAUCAGCUGCCUGUCCCACAGGAUGGACCCAGGAUACACUACAAAGCAUUUGCAGUCACACAAGACGGAAAGAUGCUGGCUGCAGGUGGACGCUCAAACUUGAUCCACUUGUGGUGUCUGGACAGCCAACAGCUUUUCAGAGUUAUACAAAUGCCACCAAAAGUGAGGACCGUGAGACACCUUGAUUUCUUGCCAGACAGCUUUGACGGAGGAUCGAGCCAGGUCCUGGGUGUCUUGAGCCAGGAUGGCAUCAUGCGCUUCAUCAACAUCCACACAUGCAAGCAGCUCUUUGACAUCGGGUCUUAUGACGAUGCCAUCACCUCAGCUGCCGUUUGUCCUAAAGGAAGGCACAUUGCUGCUGUAAUGGACAAUGGCUCCCUGAGAAUCUACAACGUCCAGUCUCUCACUCAGGAGACCAAUAAGCCUCCUCAACCCCUGGUGAAAGUGGUGACUACAAACAAGCGAGGUGACAGUUCCUGCUUGAAGAUGAAGGUGCAUACGGGAGCAGUGCAACGUCCAGCCAAAACGUCCGGUCGCAGAAUACAGACCAAACGUCUACGAACCCCGGCUGUUUCCACACUUGAGGACAAAGAGAAUGAUAUGCCAGAUGCGCUUAGUAAGAAGCGAUUACGGACUUUGCUGAGAACGUUUGGCGAGUAUCCAGAAAAAUACAGGAUGUUUAUUUGGCGCUCUUUGCUGCAGCUGCCUCAGAAUCAUGCUGCUUUCAGCAGUCUGACCGACAAAGGCGUUCACUCGGCCUACCUCUGCCUCCACGAGCGCUACCCCAUUAAGAGUCACAGACUACAGAGAGGACUACAGAGGGUUCUCUCUGCUCUGGCGCACUGGUCAGCCAUUUUUGGUGAGGCUGAGUAUCUCCCCCUUGUGGCAUUUCCAUUUGUCAAGCUCUUUCAAAACAACCCCCUCAUAUGCUUCGAAGUGGUGGCCACUGUCAUCAUGAACUGGUGCCAGCAUUGGUUUGAGUACUUCCCAAACCCUCCACUCAAUAUUCUAAGCAUGACAGAGAAUGUGUUGGCUCAUCAUGACAAGGAACUGCUGCAACAUUUUGUCGACUGUGGUGUGACUUCCCAGCUUUAUGCGUGGCCCCUGCUGGAAACCCUGUUUUCUGAGGUGCUGACAAGAGAAGAGUGGUUAAAGCUGUUUGACAACAUCUUCACCAACCAUCCUUCUUUCCUCCUGAUGGCCGUAGUGGCCUAUGUGACCUGCUGCAGAGCACCGUUACUCCUCUGCACUCACAGAGAGGACUUUGAGUACUUUUUCCAUCAUCGCAACACCCUGGACAUAAGUGCCAUGCUGAAGGAGGCGUAUCGUUUGAUGGAGACCACCCCUGCAGACCUGCACCCGAGCUCCAUGCUGAGUGACUUUGAGCCCCUGACGCACGGACAGUACCCCAUCUUCAACAAGUACCCCACCUUCAUAGUGGAGUACCAGAGCCAGGAGCGCGAACGCAUCCGCCAGCAAGAGGUGGAAUACCUCAGAGAGAGGCAGGCUCUUCAGGAUUUGCGUGCAGAGGCUGUGAGGCAGCAGGCUGAGGAUGAGGCCUGGUACACACAGCAGGAGCUGCUGCAGGAAGCUGAGGAACAGCGCAGGAGAAUCUUACAGCAAGAGGAGAACAAACUCGCUGAGCAAAGAGCUAGGUUGGGUGCUAUGAAACGCGAGUUGAAGGUGAAGGAGCUCACGCUGCUCGAUGCUGCCAGGAGACGCUUCCUCAAACACCAGCAGAACCAGCACAAGAUCGAGCUCAACCGACUGGACGAUGAAAUCCAGAGAAAGAUGACUUUGCGAGCGCAGGAGACUGCUGCGGCCGUGCAGGAUAUGGAAGUCAGACAAAUGGAGCUGGACGCUCAGAGAAGGUUGUUUGAGCAGCAACUGGCAAAAGAGCAAGAGCGCAUGAGACAGGAGGUGAGAGCUGAGGUGGACGCCCGGCAGCGAAGGGCAGAGGCAGAGGACUCCACUUUUCAGAACCUCCUUCAGACAGACAGCGACAUCAGCCAGGAAACCAAACGGGUGCUGGAGGAAUCUCUGGCAGAGGCGGGGCAACUGGAAGUGGAUGCUGAAUGGCAGACAGAAGUGAUCAGGCGGUUGGAGAAGGCGGAUGAGGAGCAGGAGAGGCAGAGACAGCACCUGGCUGAGCUCAGUAGAGAAACACAUGCCAAGGAGGAGCAGCUUGUACAGCUGAUGAUGGAAGUAGAGGGCAAGCGUUGGAAUGACGUGGUGGCAAAGCGAGGCCAGUUGGAGGAGGAUAAGCAAGCAGCUGCAGAAUCCCAGUGGAGAUCACGGCGCUCCCAGCAGGCAGACACCACCACGCAGAACAAACUGAGGAGGAGCCAAGAGGAGUCCGUCAAUCAGCUGGUGGAGAAGAAGCUCCAGUCUCCCUGCUCAACAAGAGGACUUUUGCACAAGCCUGACAGUCUGCAGGCCGAUACCACCAAUAUCUGUCUGAACAACCAGUCUUCUACAGAGGACUCCACAUGCUUUUCUCUGGACCGCGGUCGAGGAACACUGGACCGUGAGGAGCAGGAGCUGCUGCAGGAGGUGAGAGAGCUCCGGCAGAAACUGGCCACCAGAGCACGAGCCGCAGACUGGACCUCACAAUCGGUCAGCUCGCAGCACUCUUAGUAAACAGAACCAAACGAGGAUACCUUCUUUUUAAGAGUGAAUUCAUCCACAGUGGGAAUAUCUCUUGAAGUUUACUGGACUCUACAUGCUGCACAGCUGAGUCAUUGCACCCAACCUGUAUUUUAUUCGUUUUUUAACUUGUUUUUUGUGUACAUUGGUCCAUGUUGGAUCUCUUAGAUUAGUUUAACUAUGAACUACAGUAAACCUUUUCGUUAUUGUGCUAUUAAAGUGCAGAUCACCAA
This is a messenger RNA of Colossoma macropomum (tambaqui), 3776 nucleotides long. It is a transcript of the gene tbc1d31, whose product is annotated as TBC1 domain family, member 31. Gene Ontology annotation, cellular component: centrosome. Gene Ontology annotation, molecular function: protein binding. The transcript has 22 exons. Bases 292 to 3534 code for a protein of 1080 amino acids. The record is from RefSeq and is a predicted model, not a curated record. NCBI's taxonomy places the organism in Eukaryota, Metazoa, Chordata, Actinopteri, Characiformes, Serrasalmidae.